AAUCAUUGCAGCUCUCCUAUCUGCGUUUUUGUUUUUGUCGGCUGCUAACUUUAAAUGUGAAAAUGUCAGAGAAUUUGGUGUUUUAUUCCGAAAUAAAGUCCAUCCUGGAGACAGUUAUUAGGACCGCUGUUGAUAUUGGAAAUUCGAAAGAUAAAACAUCCACGAAAGAGGCUACAAUGAGACGUGAGCCAGAUUUUGACAGCGUUGUGGAAAUGUUAGCACGGGAAGCAACGAGAAAGAUCGAAGCCGUUUUUUCCCAACUGUCCUCAACGCUGCACAACGAGAACCAGACCCUGGAGGCCAGAGUGGGGUGGCUGCAGAGCGAGCUGAAGACCACCACGGAGAACUUUGAGAACGCCAGGAUGUGGAGAGAACACGUCCUGAACGGCAGCCCUGUCCUGUUCGAGCAGAGCGGCCUCAUCUACACCCUGAAGCCUUCUGGGAAGUUGAAAACUCAGAUGGAUAAAUCGACCAGGGAAGGCACAGAGACUGGACAUGAUGACACUACAGAGGGUUCUUCCACAACCCACACGGCAGAAUCAAAAACCCCUGAGAUCCAGAACACACAGGAAGCUGGAGUGAGGGGGAAAGGGAAGCAGUUUGUAUGUGGCGUCUGUAACAAGAGCUUCAGCCGGCAGUUCCAUCUGAUGAAGCACAUGAACACUCACAAGGAGCAGAGGCCUUUCUCCUGCGACCAGUGCCCCAGGAAGUUCAGGAAUACGGAGACGUUCGAGUACCACCUGCUGCGGCACGAGGAGAGGAAGUAUGCAACCCUGAAGUGCCCGCUCUGUGAGAAGACGUUCAAAACUAAAAUGCACCUGAAGACUCACCAGCUGGUGCACACGGACACAAGGCCGUUCACCUGCUCCACCUGCGGGAAGGCCUUCAAAACCAAACACAGCCUGCAGGCUCACCAGAUCGUACACUCUGUGGAGAAGCCGCACAAAUGCUCCGAGUGCGGGGAGGGCUUCAGGUACGCCUUCACGCUGCAGUGCCAUAGCAGUAUUCACACUGGGGAGCAUCCCUUCAAAUGCAUGGUGUGUGGCAAAGCUUUCAUAAAGAGGAGGUCCCUCAGUGCACACCAGCGGGGCCACCGGGGGAAAAUGUUCACAUGUGAGACGUGUGGAGCGGGAUUCACUCUGCAGCACAACCUGAGAAGACACGUCCGUAUUCACACCGGAGAGAAACCGUUCAAAUGUAAAGUCUGCGGGAAGAGCUUCAUUCAGGACAACAGGCUCAAAUCACACAUGCUUCUUCAUGGUGCCUCCAAGUCCUUCAUGUGUGACCUGUGUGGGAAGACUUUUCUGUACAACUGCCAGCUACAGAAACACCAGAGAGCGACUCACGAUGAAAGGCACGGGCAGGUCGUCAGGAGGCGAACUCGAGAGCGGGGGAACCGCAGAGUAAUCUACCGACGGGACAGAUCCACGGUGGACGUGACGCCGUUCAGCUGCAAGACCUGCCGCAAGGGCUUCGACUCGGCCGGCUCACUGAGGAGACACGAGCAGAUUCACACCGGGCAGAUGCAGUACACAUGCGACACAUGCGGAAAGUCCUUUUUCUACAAAGCUACGUACGACUACCAUCAGCGGAUCCAUACAGGAGAACGACCGUUCGGUUGUGACGUGUGCGGGAAGAGGUUCAUCAUCCCUCAGGCUCUCAAGUCCCACAAACUGCAGCACUCCGGAGAGAAACCUCACAAAUGCGAGCAGUGUGGCAAGGCCUUCAGGAUCUACACCAACCUGCUGAGACACAUGAGGGUCCACACGGGGGAGAAGCCCUACGAGUGUGAAGUUUGCGGGGUGAGGUUCAGGCAACUGGGACACGUGAAGUUUCACAUGCAGGUCCACACCGGAGAGAGGCCGUACUCCUGCAGCAGCUGUGGACUCGGGUUUUCAGAUUCACGGCUGCUAAAGAGACACAACUGUUCUGAGAAACUCCAGAAAAGUUUAGGGAACACGCUUUCUACGUCCUAAAAACAGCGCACCUGGUUAUAGUAAUGUUAAUGCAGCAGUCAUCUCUCUUACAAUGAGAGUUCCUUCAGCCAGUACUGAAAUGUAUUGGAUAUUUAAAUAAACACAUGUUAAAACCUGCAUUUAUUGCACAUCUUGCAGUGUUUUGCUGUCUGAAGAAAAUCUUUAAACCAUUUUUUAAAAAUGUAGUUCACGAGUGUCAUCAAAAUCGGACCGUGGAGGAAGCUUGAAGUGUGUGCUUGA
Eleginops maclovinus (Patagonian blennie) is the source of this 2216-nucleotide messenger RNA. RefSeq names its product gastrula zinc finger protein XlCGF26.1-like. Bases 63 to 1976 code for a protein of 637 amino acids. Lineage: Eukaryota; Metazoa; Chordata; Actinopteri; Perciformes; Eleginopidae. The transcript has 3 exons. The record is from RefSeq and is a predicted model, not a curated record. Gene Ontology annotation, biological process: regulation of transcription by RNA polymerase II. Gene Ontology annotation, molecular function: DNA-binding transcription factor activity, RNA polymerase II-specific; RNA polymerase II transcription regulatory region sequence-specific DNA binding. Gene Ontology annotation, cellular component: nucleus.